AAAUAAAAGAGAAGAAUAUAAGAAUGUGUCAAUAAUGUAAUAUUUUUGUACUUUUAAUAAUAAUUAUUGUCUUGAGUUUUAGCCUAAGUUUAACUUUUAUUUUUCACUUUUAAACUACAUACUUAGUUUACUAAAGUAAGUAAAAGUUAUACUUUCCAUAUGGGCAAAGUUAUCAUUGAUUACGUCGUAGGGAUUCCCCUUAAAAUUUCCUCUAACAGUACUAAAACUUUUAAAUUAUAACAACAAUGGGCAAUACAAAUAAUAAAUAUGAUACCGAUAAUUCAAAUUAUGUAGAAAGUGAUAAAAGUGAUUCCGAGAGUGUUGACGAUUUAAAUGACACUUUACCAUGUGAAACUACAGAUGCUGCAACAAAUCCUAUAGUAAGUUUACCGGAUGCAAGGAGUCUUUUGAAUGUUGAAAAAGUUAAACAGAUUGAACAAGAACUGGACAUUGAUGAAUUGAUAUCUGUGAUUUACUUAUUACUAGAAGAUCGCACUGAAAUAGAAGUUCAGCUUCAGAGAAUAUUAUUAUUAUUGGCAGGUGGCAGUAAAAAUAUAUUGUCUUUAUGGGCAGAAUACCAUUCGCACAAAAGAGAUUAUUGGGAAAGAAAAUUGGUAGAAGCAUUUUGUACUAUAAAAAACUAUGCAGUUUUACGGAAAUUAGGCUACGAAAAAUCGGAUGUUAUUGCUCAUUUUCUACCAAAUCAACCCCAUUCUCUAUACCUUAACAAGCUUAAAAAAACCAUUUAUUUAAUUUGUGACAACUUCGAUAGAAAAGAUACAAAAACUUUUCUCAACUAUGUCAGGGAAAGCUUCAAUAGAUGCAAUAUAUAUUUUGAUGAAUACGGUGAAGAAUACCUCGAGGUGUACUUUUUAAAAUGGGAAAGUAUAAAUCAAUUGAAUUAUAAUGAAAUAAAACAAACCCUCAAAGUUAUGGGAAUGGAACAUUUAAAAGACAAAUUAGAAACUGCAUUAUCAGGGUUUCCAGAAGAAAUUAGACAGAAUUCAAAUAGAUCUGCCAAUAAAAUUAACUAUCAACCUUUACAAAGUGGACAUUGGAGUUUAGAACCAAUAAGUCACAACAGACAAAUUUCAGUAACUUGUAUGGAUAAUCAAAGAGUAGAGAGGGCUACUAAAAGAAAUUUGGAAAAUAUGUCAUUACAACAAAUUGUUGAAAACGAACAACAUGAAAAUUACUUUAUGGAAUAUCAACAUAACUUAACUCCUACCAUUAAAUCUGUCACAAAUAGUGUGGAAACAUUGGAAGAUUGUUAUGAAAUAGAUCCAAGUAGACCUGGAGUUGUUCUUAUUAUUAAUCAGGAAUUAUUCUAUAAUGAAGUACAUAGAGAAUUUAAGCACUUAUUACCUCCAUCUGGUAAAAUCUUGCUCAAUAGACAAGGAACAAAUAAGGAUAGGGAUAAACUUGAAGAGGUUUUCAAACAAUUUGGAUAUAAAGUGAUUGUAAAAAAUGAUCUGAACCAUUUAGUAAUGUUGCAAGAGAUUAAGACUAUAGUAGAUUCUAUAUGUAAUGAAUCUAGUUUAUUUAUUUGUAUCAUGUCACACGGGGACGAAGGAGUGAUAUACGGUUGUAAUAGCUGUCAUGUAAAAGUUUCCAAAAUACAAGAAAUUAUGUUUACUAGAAACCAGAGGAAUUUAGCAGGGAAACCAAAAAUUUUAAUCCUUCAGUCAUGCCAAGGCAAUGAAUGCCAAAAAUCAUUAGAAAGUAAAAAUGUAGAAGAUAUACAUACUACCUUGACAACUGAUGGGCCCAGUGCAAAUAUAAGUGAUACAUUAACGUUUUGGGCGUCCUUUCGUGGAUAUGCUGCUAUAAGAAAUAGAAAAUUGGGAUCUUGGUUCAUACAAACAUUUUGCAGAAUGUUGCAAGAUUAUGGAAAUAAUCAAGAUUUUCUCAAAAUUUGUACCAGAAUAAAUGGAUCAAUACAAAAUAUGGAAUGGAAUAACGAAGAAGAUGAAAUAUUGAUCAUGACACCAGUACUGGAAUCUACAUUGGGAAAAGAUUUUUAUUUACCACCGCUAAAUGGAUUUAACAAAGUUCGUAUUUGAAUCACUCACAUUUGGAACCAUUGAUGAUAUUCGUAUUGAACACACUUUCACUAUCACUACUCACUCACUUUAUCUGCUGUGUUUCAAUAUAUCAUUCAUCAUGCUAAGAUACCGAAGAUACAAAACAUGAUUUAUUUCCAUUUCCCAUUAAUUAUUCUUUCUCCUACCUAAUUAUAGAUUAUUUUACAACCGUCUUGUUUCAAACCACCGUUAAUAUCCAACUUAUGUUUUCUGAUACAUGUACAGAUAAACUUUAUUAUCCUAAUCUUCAAAAUAUUGACUUGUUCAAAACCGUAUCUAUAGAUGAUUGAAAAAGGUAUAAACGAUGCAACCUGGUUGACAUGAUUCCAGCCCUUGUAGUGAUUUGUAACAAAAAAAUUGAAAAAUUUCCAAUCUGUAAAGAUGUCUCUAUCGUAUUGACCUUAGCCAAAAAAAAAAUGGCACAAAAUGGCGUCGACAUGAAAUAUCAAUUUUCUUGCCUUUUUCGAAUUUUUUAAAACUCCAAAUUGACUUUAUUUAAAUCCAAGACAGACGCGAUAGAGAGAUAUCAAAAUCUAUUGUAUCUCCGGAAAUACUGUGAAUUUUUAAAAAUCUGCUUAACGACAUAUUUUUAAGAGUCUUGAAAAAUGCUAAUUUUUAGACCAGAAUACCCUUUAAUUUAGUGGUAACAAACAAUCUUUAAAAGUUCUGAAUUCCCAAUCCUUGAAUUUUCUAUUUACAUAUUCCUUGGUUUCUUCUAUGUUCUCUCAUAUGUUAUUAUGUAGGUGUACUUGUUUUUUGUUAUUUUUCAUAUUUACUUCUCUCUUCCGUUAUUAAAUUCUUGUAAUUUGAUUUUCAUUUACCCCCCAACAAAUGAUAAUCCGUCACAUUGAAAUUCAUCUAAGAACAUUUCAGAUUCUGCGUACCAAAAAACGUUUUUUGUACUAUUUUAUAUUAUGUUUAAAACGAAUAAAUAAAACAAUUUUAUUGAGUUA
Messenger RNA from Diorhabda carinulata, 3037 nucleotides. RefSeq names its product caspase-8. The coding region runs from base 246 to 2063 and encodes 605 amino acids. Gene Ontology annotation, biological process: proteolysis. The transcript is spliced from 9 exons. Gene Ontology annotation, molecular function: cysteine-type endopeptidase activity. The record is from RefSeq and is a predicted model, not a curated record. NCBI's taxonomy places the organism in Eukaryota, Metazoa, Arthropoda, Insecta, Coleoptera, Chrysomelidae.